AUGAACGAUUCAAAGAGUUUAUUCUAAAAAUUAGAAGGAACAUUAACGUAAAAAUUAUGUGCCAAAGAAUUAUUGAAAGAAUAAGUCACAAUCUAUGUCUAAAAAGCUAAGUAAUUUGUAUAAAGAGAGAUUGUUAUAUCUUACAACUCCCUUAUUAUAGAAAAUUAAUUUGUUGAGUUGAGUAAAUGCCAAUUUGAAGUGAGAGUUAACAAACCUAAAAAUAAUGAAGGAAUCAAUAUCAUUAUUAUUAAGAAUACUGCUGGUAAAGAAUUUUUAAUCACUUCAAAUUCUCAAUAGUGUCUUAGAAUAAAGAUCUACAUGAAAAAAUUUUGUAUAAACAAAAAUUAUAGUGGAAAAUAUCGAUUGAUAGAACAGAAAAACUGUCUCCCUCUUUCCUAAUCAUACAAAGUAUAAAUAUAUACAUAAAAUUAGAAAAAUAAUCAAUAUUUCUCUACAAUAAAAUUUGAAAAGAAAUAAUUGGAAGAAAAUUAAGAACUUUAAAUGUUCCACAAUUAAAUAACAUUGAUGCAUGCUUUUUAAUCAAUGCCGAAUGUCAUUAGGGUUUGUGAAGAUGCUUAAAGUUAUUAUAUUCUUGGAGAAAACAUGAAGUUGUAAUCAUUAGAAUCAUUGUUAUUGAGUGGAUUUGAAUUUAAAGAAGUACCAUUUGUAUCUAUUAUCUUCAUGAUUCUGUAAACCAUACAAAAGUAUCAGGCUAAAACUAUAUAUCAUGGGAACAUUAAUCUUUAGAAUAUCUAUGUAAAUGUUAAUAGUUAAACUCUUUAAAUCACUGCACUUAAUCCGAAAUAUAAGGAGAAUAGUGUUUAAAAUAUAGAGAAAGAUAUUUAAAGUGUAGGAAAACUACUCUACUAAAUUACAUUUUACAAUUAAAAAGCUGAAGUUCCCUAAGAAAUAAAUUUAAAACUAAUUUAAUCUUUAAUGGAGCAAUGGUCAGAACCAUAUUCGAAAAGAACUCAAUAUAGAUUUCUAUAUAGAGUGAGUUAACUUAAUUUAUUAAAUCAAUUACUUUCUCCUGGGAUGACAGUAGAGAAAGCAUUGAUUCAUUAAUGGUUUGUAAACAUUAGAUAGAAUCUUAAAAUAGAAUCUAAAUAAUUAAUGUCUAAAGCACUACUUACAACGAUUAUGGAAGAAUAGGAAUUUCAUCUGACAUCUUCCUAAAUUCUUGAUAAACAUGUUACAAUUACUCAAUAAAGCGUUUAAGAGAAUGGUAUUUGAUAGUUUUAUUAUUAUAAAUAGAACCAGAGGAAGAACUUUAUCCAAUUCGAUGUUAAUUGAUUAAUACAAUUGUAAUGAUACCAUCAAAAAAAAAGCAUGAUGAUGCUAAAAUAUAUUUGUAUAGAUCGAAAACAUUUACAAGUUCAAUGAUGAAAAGAGACUCGUUAGUUGAAAUGACAAAAUAAUCGACAGUAAAAUGA
Paramecium sonneborni is the source of this 1433-nucleotide messenger RNA. Lineage: Eukaryota; Ciliophora; Oligohymenophorea; Peniculida; Parameciidae. The record is from the annotation of a GenBank genome assembly.